CACCUACGUUUCUGAAGCUGAUUGGACUCGCGCAGAUACACAGCUAUGAUUUAAUAAACAGAAUAGUGGACACAUCACUCUGUCCUCGCGGAUCUCGUAGCUGCACUGCAGGAGCUAUCCGUAUCAUCGUUUCGCUCUCACCACCAAGCAUCCGCACCCGGGCGCGCGCACGGUCUUCUCCAACUGUCUCUAACAUAAUAUUCAUAUUCGAAUAUUACCACGCCGGAAAACAGCUUGUCUAGGCUACAGGUGGUGUUAAUAAGAAGAUGAAAAACGGAUUGUUGCUGGUGGCUCUGUUCCUCGUCAUGAAACUCCGCUCAAGCCAGUCCAGCUGCGAGGAGCCUGCUGCUGGGGCGCUCAGAUCAACUGCUGACUCAGAGGAUACUCCAGGUCUUGAAAACCUCAAGCGGACCAUUCUGAAGAGAUAUAACGACCUAGAUUAUGACAGCUUUGUUGGGCUGAUGGGUAGAAGGGGCGCUGAUAUUUAUGAAGUACCUCCCUCUCCACAUAAAAGAGAGAUGGAUGAUGUCUUUGUUGGGCUUAUGGGCAGAAGAAACUUGGAACAAGGCAACAUGCGUCCUUUGAGAAAGGAGGCAUACCCUGAGACAAGAAGAGGAGGCUUAUUCUUUAAUAAGUGCAGACUGAGGUUUCGGCGUGGGCUGUAGACAAGACAUUCAUCCAGACCCAUCCCUAACAUCCAGCCAAGGCAAAACCCCUUUUCAGAAGAUUGGAGUUAUUAUUAUACAAUACAGAAAAGAAACAACUAUUUAUUUUACAAAACAAAGUAUUUGCGAAAACAUCUAUGGAAUUUAAACUGACCAAAUUCAACCUGCUAUUGUAACAUGUGCCCGAUGAGUUGUCAUAGUAACUAAUAGCUAUAAUGUAUUACCUGAAAGAAAUCAGUAACAGUCCCAUCUGAUAAGAACUAUUUCUUUACCAUAUGUUUGUGAUUCAAAUUAAAGAAAUAAUCAAAUGUGGCAACAAUACUGACAAUUAAUUGAAAAAUAUUUGGUUACAACAUUUUAAAUCCACCAUCAUAGCAACGAGAAUUCAAAGUGCCGGAAUAUGUAACCAAAAAUGAACAUUAAGUAGUACUGUACAAAAAAUACUUUAGUACUGUAGUUAUAGUAAGUAUAAUCUACCCCACUUUAAGGCCAUUCAACUGCUUAGCAGAUAAUCUAGAAUAAAUAGGAAAAACAUGGCCAUUACAUUUGACAUGAAAUACACUCACACUUAGAUACACCACAGAGCAAUGUAAUACCAUUCAAAAAUGUGCUCUAUCAGCUUGACCUGACGCCGAAAACCUCAGAUUCUGACGAAAACCUCGACAACGUUAAGAAACGACCAUUGUUCAGUGCACGCAUAUAAAGGUCCCUUCAUAUUUCUCUAAAAGUGCAAUACCAAUAUCGAAUUGAAUAGUUAUGGACAGUCAAUUAGGGAAUGGAAUACAGGAUCACUGUUAGUUGUGGAAAUGAUGAUUUUCCAAAUCAACAUCUAAGACACAGAAAUGCUUGAUAUCAUGCUACAGGAAAUGUCCAGGUCAGAAUGCAGAAUGUUUUUAUGCAGCGUGGGCCUCAUGAAGUAAAUGCUCUAGAAGUUUAUACAGAUGCAUGGUCACUAACGGCAUACUAUUGAAAUCCAAACAGAAUAUCAGACAAAACAACAGAUAUUGAUUUCAUUCAAGUAAAAAGUUGUACAGUAUAUGGAUGAAUAAAAUCCCCCACAACCAAUUAAACCUGAACUGUGGUGGAACUGGUGCACAACGUUGGAAAUAUCGAACCAGUUCCUGGCAUGACCAUUUCACAAGUCCUGUUUGCAAUCACACACAACAACACACUCCCGUUAUCACCUUAAAAAAAACACAUUCAAACGCUUCAACUCAAACCG
This is a messenger RNA of Oncorhynchus keta (chum salmon), 1887 nucleotides long. Its product is annotated as tachykinin-3. Bases 267 to 665 code for a protein of 132 amino acids. The transcript has 7 exons. Gene Ontology annotation, biological process: positive regulation of blood pressure; tachykinin receptor signaling pathway. NCBI's taxonomy places the organism in Eukaryota, Metazoa, Chordata, Actinopteri, Salmoniformes, Salmonidae. The record is from RefSeq and is a predicted model, not a curated record.